AUGGUCGUUAGCUCAUCGCAGAGCAUCCUCAAGACAGGCUCCUUCUCUGGCUUUCGCGCAUUGCAGGAGCAGCUUGGUAGUGGAUAUCUCACGGCGGAUAAAUCGAGAUCUCAACCGUUAUGCGGUAACAAGGAGGGAUGGGGCCCAUUGAGUCCUCAUCGUUAUGACUUUACACCGUGUUUUAUGGACGUUUGGGUGAGCUCUGUGGCGGCCUUUGGAAUCUUAGGCGGUGCUAUCGCUAUAUGGUGGCUCGUAAGAAGGAAGACUACGGCGGAAGUAAGGAAAGACUGGCAUUUUUGGCUUAAGCAGGCCAUCAUAAUAGGAAUCGCAACCUCAGUCGCAGUACAACUCGUUAUACAGAUACUUAACUACCCCGAUGUGUGGGCGGGUGAUUUUAGAUUCUGGACCAGUCUUAUACAAAUCGCAUCUCUUGGUUUUAUCUUUACCAUUCAAUGGCUCGAGCAUACCCGACUACGCAAUCCCAACGGCGUUGUACUCUUUUACUGGCUCCUUCUCAACAUUGCAUACGCAGUCAAGCUCCGGUCGUUGAUAUCUCAACAAAUCUACCACGAGCAUCUUCCAUACUUCAUCGCAUACUGUGUGGGAUUCGGGCUAUCGUUAAUUGAAUUUGGCUUGGAAUGGCUUGUGCCAAAGAAGCAGAGCGUAUAUUCGGCAUUGGAAGAUGAAGAUGAAUGCCCUGUCGAAUAUGCUACUGUAUUUUCGAUCCUCACAUUUGGUUGGAUGACCCCUAUGAUGAAACAAGGUUACAAGAAAUAUCUCACAGAGGAUGAUCUAUGGAACCUGGCUAAAAGGGAUACCACCAAGUCAUGUAGCGAGACGUUCCAGGAGGCCUGGGAUUAUGAAAUCGAACACAAGAAAAACCCAUCUCUUUGGAUGGCUAUCUUCAGAUCUUUUAGUGGACCAUACUUCCGUGGCGCUCUUUUCAAGACUGUCAGCGAUUCGCUUGCCUUCAUACAACCGCAACUUCUAAAGCUAUUGAUCAAAUGGGUCAAGUCACGUACGACCGAUGAACCACAACCUGUAAUUCGAGGAGCAGCCAUAGCCUUGGGAAUGUUUUCUGUUUCCGUAGCACAAACCAUGGCUUUGCAUCAAUACUUUCAGAGAGCCUUUGAAACUGGUAUGCGUAUAAAGACCGCCUUGACGGCAGCAAUCUACGGAAAAUCACUUAAAUUAUCGAAUGAGGGAAGAGCUAGCAAGUCUACUGGAGAUAUUGUCAACUACAUGGCUGUUGACACUCAAAGACUACAAGAUCUUACUCAAUACGGUCAACAAUUAUGGUCUGCUCCUUAUCAAAUCAUUCUCUGCAUGGUGUCUUUAUAUCAGUUAGUCGGGUUAUCAAUGUUGGCUGGUGUCGCUGCUAUGGUUCUAAUGAUUCCAAUCAAUGGCCUCAUCGCCCGCCUAAUGAAAAAGUUACAGCAGGAGCAGAUGAAGAAUAAGGAUUCUCGAACGAGAUUGAUCGCGGAAAUCAUCAACAAUAUGAAGAGUAUUAAGCUUUAUGCCUGGAGCUCUGCUUUCAUGGCCAAGUUAAAUUUCGUCAGAAAUGACCAGGAACUUAAAACUCUACGAAAGAUUGGUGCUGCCCAAUCAGUUGCCAAUUUCACUUGGUCUACCACACCAUUUUUGGUAUCUUGUUCGACAUUUGCUGUUUUUGUGUUGACUACCAACAGUCCACUAACCACUGAUAUUGUGUUCCCUACUUUAACCUUACUAAACUUAUUAACAUUCCCAUUGGCAAUUCUUCCAAUGGUUAUUACCUCCAUCAUUGAGGCCUCAGUUGCUGUCAAGCGUCUAACAUCGUUCUUCACAGCUGAAGAGUUACAGUCCGACGCGGUAAUUCUGAAGGGUCCUAUUGAAGACGACGGCGAAGAAUCUUUGACUAUCAGAGAUGCGACCUUUUCUUGGGACAGAAACUCUGACCGCAACGUCCUACAAGAUAUUCAUUUCUCUGCACAUAAAGGAGAACUUACUUGUAUCGUUGGUCGAGUCGGAGCAGGAAAGUCAUCUUUCUUACAGGCACUUCUCGGUGAUCUUUGGAAAGUUAAGGGACAGGUAGUCGUUCAUGGAAAAACAGCUUACGUAGCGCAACAGCCAUGGGUUAUGAACGCUAGCGUCAAGGAAAAUAUCCUAUUCGGUCACCGUUUUGAUCCUACCUUUUACGAUAAAACUGUCAAGGCCUGUGCACUUUCGGAGGAUUUUGCUCAAUUGCCAGAUGGUGAUGAAACUGAGGUCGGAGAGCGUGGUAUUUCCUUGAGUGGAGGUCAAAAAGCACGAUUGACUUUGGCAAGGGCAGUCUAUGCUAGAGCUGAUGUAUAUCUAUUGGACGAUUGUUUAUCCGCCGUUGAUCAACAUGUCGGCAGACAUUUGAUUGAUAAUGUCUUUGGUUCAACUGGAUUACUCAGUGGAAAGACUAGAGUUCUUGCCACAAAUUCUAUUCCCGUUCUCAAAGAAGCCAACCUCAUCUGCUUGCUUCGAGAUACUAAAAUCAUCGAGCGUGGUACAUAUGAUCAGGCCAUUGCUAGAAGAGGAGAAAUUGCAAAUCUGAUUAACACUUCCGAAAACAAGGAUGUGUCCACAGAUUCUGAAACCACCGAAACUAGCGAUUCUUCAACAAUACUUGACUUUGAGCAGCCUGGAGAAGAGGAAGAAAAAGACGAAGCUGAAGAAGCUCAAGAACAUUUGACACAACUUCAACCUAUUCGACCUGGAGGAUCAGGUGUUAAGAAGAGGAAGGGUAGCUCUAAUACCUUGAGACGUGCCAGUACAGCAACUUUCAGAGGUCCAAGAGGCAAACUACGCGAUGAAGAAGAUGGUUCGAAAUCUAAGCAGGGCAAGGAACAUUCUGAACAAGGAAAAGUAAAAUGGGAUGUGUACUCUGAAUAUGCCAAGACUAGCAAUCUUGCUGCCGUCUUGAUCUAUUUGACUAUGUUGGUUGGUGCUCAAACGGCACAGAUCAGUGGCAGUGUAUGGCUCAAAAGCUGGGCUGAGGCCAAUGACAAGCUUGGCGUUAAUCGAGAUGUCGGCAAGUACAUCGGUGUGUACUUUGCCUUUGGUAUUGGAUCUGCCGCUCUCGUGGUUGUCCAAACCUUGAUCUUGUGGAUAUUUUGUUCUAUCGAGGCAUCUAGGAAACUUCACGAGCGUAUGGCCUUUGCCAUUUUCCGAUCUCCAAUGUCUUUCUUUGAAACCACUCCCGCUGGCCGCAUUCUUAAUCGCUUUUCGAGUGAUGUUUAUCGGAUAGAUGAGGUACUUGCGAGGACUUUCAACAUGCUAUUCGUCAACACAGCUCGGGCAUUGUUUACCCUAGUCGUCAUUUCUGUAGCAAACCCCCCAUUUAUUGCCUUCAUAUUCCCGCUGGCAGGCGUGUAUUACUGGGUGCAGCGUUAUUAUCUCCGUACUUCCCGUGAGUUGAAGCGCUUGGAUAGUGUCAGCCGAAGUCCAAUAUACGCCCAUUUCCAGGAAUCUCUCGGAGGAAUCGGCACCAUCCGAGCUUAUCGUCAACAGAAACGAUUCACACAAGAAAAUGAAUGGAGAGUCGACGCUAAUUUGAGAGCUUAUUUUCCAUCUAUCAAUAGUAAUCGAUGGCUUGCUGUAAGACUCGAAUUCCUCGGAUCGAUUAUCAUCUUAGCCGCCGCCGGAUUGUCUAUCGUGACUGUGGCUGCUGGACGUCCCUUGACUUCCGGAUUUGUCGGACUAGCAAUGUCAUAUGCUCUUCAAAUCACACAAUCUUUAAAUUGGAUUGUUCGUCAAACGGUUGAAGUGGAAACAAAUAUCGUAUCUGUCGAACGUGUUCUCGAGUAUGCUAGAUUACCAAGUGAAGCUCCAGAAGUGAUUCACAGACAUCGUCCACCAAUCAGUUGGCCUGCAUCGGGCGGAGUGAACUUCAACAAUUACAGUACACGAUACCGUGAAGGCUUGGACCUCGUGCUCAAAAAUGUCAACCUUGAUAUCAAGCCACAUGAGAAGAUUGGAGUAGUCGGUCGGACAGGUGCAGGAAAAUCUAGUUUGACAUUAGCCCUAUUUCGGAUCAUCGAGCCGAGUGAGGGUAAUAUCAGCAUUGACGCAUUGAACACGUCAACAAUAGGGCUACUCGAUCUAAGACGUCGACUGGCAAUUAUCCCACAAGAUGCGGCUCUGUUUGAGGGUACAGUUCGCGAUAACCUUGACCCUGGUCAUGUACAUGAUGACACAGAGUUGUGGAGCGUACUAGAACAUGCAAGGCUAAAAGAUCACGUCUCAACUAUGAGUGGUGGGCUGGAAGCUAAAAUUCAAGAAGGCGGAUCCAAUCUUUCUCAAGGCCAACGACAACUUGUCUCUCUUGCACGAGCACUCCUUGCCCCUUCCAACAUUUUAGUAUUAGAUGAAGCCACCGCGGCGGUUGAUGUGGAAACGGAUGCACUAUUGCAGACAACAUUGCGAUCUCCACUUUUCGCGAAGAGAACAAUCAUUACGAUUGCGCAUCGCAUUAAUACAAUUUUGGAUAGUGAUAGGAUUGUAGUGUUGGAGCAGGGACAAGUUAAGGAAUUUGAUAGCCCUAAAAAACUUAUGGAGAAGAGGGGUCUCUUUUGGAAGUUAGUUAGAGAGGCGGGACUGGAGGGGAGUGUGAGGUAA
Messenger RNA from Botrytis deweyae, 4626 nucleotides. RefSeq lists its product as uncharacterized. Gene Ontology annotation, biological process: transmembrane transport. The record is from RefSeq and is a predicted model, not a curated record. NCBI's taxonomy places the organism in Eukaryota, Fungi, Ascomycota, Leotiomycetes, Helotiales, Sclerotiniaceae. Gene Ontology annotation, molecular function: ATP hydrolysis activity; ATP binding; ABC-type transporter activity. Gene Ontology annotation, cellular component: membrane. The transcript is spliced from 11 exons. The coding region runs from base 1 to 4626 and encodes 1541 amino acids.